Messenger RNA from Trifolium pratense (red clover), 435 nucleotides. RefSeq lists its product as uncharacterized. The transcript has a single exon. The record is from RefSeq and is a predicted model, not a curated record. Lineage: Eukaryota; Viridiplantae; Streptophyta; Magnoliopsida; Fabales; Fabaceae. The coding region runs from base 1 to 435 and encodes 144 amino acids.
AUGAAUAUUCAGAAAAAUCCAAUAUUUGAAAAAUUUAGAAACAAUGAACUUUCAUUUGCUCACCAACUAACCACACUUUUUAAGGAUAUAGUGGCUAAUGGAGAGUAUGCUUGGGCACAAACAAGUGGCAUAUUACCACCUAAUGUAUACUCCGAUAAUGAAGCCGAUAAUGAUGUGUAUCUCCCAAGCCUAAAGAACCUUGGAUUAGAUAUGGAAGAAGGCUCAAGUGAUAGUGAAGAUGCAAGUGUUGAGGCAACAAGUGAAUUUGCAAAAGUUAACUUGAAUAUUUCACAUAGAGCUAUUAGACAAACUAGUAGACAAAAGAGAGAAAAAAAACAAUUGUUCCUGAAAAGAAAGACCAAGAAAAAAGCAGCUCCUUUAUUAGCAAUAGGGGAGACUGGUAAACAAAUUGAUCUCUUAUUUCAAUUUAUAUGA